GCUCUGACGCACCAAUGGAGAGCUAACGGACCUGCACUGGCGCAGACGGACUGUUGACAUACACAAACCAUCAGCGGGGAGUCUGGGACUUUGUCUUUCUAUUUUUUUAACAGAAUUUCUUUUAAACGUUUUGACAGUGUGUUCAUUCUAUUUGACCACCUUUUUUUUAUCGAAGUGAGGACAAGUGCCGCAUUAACAGAUCACAAUGAUGACCAAACCUUAUGGAAAACCAGGGGAUGUGACUGAACUAGUCAGCUCUCUCGGAUGGAUGGAGGAAGACCUCAGCUCACAGGAUGGUGACCGGACACCUGAGAUAGGUCACUAUGCUCUACACAGGAGGCCUGUAGAGCUUGGCAGUGAGGAUAUGGAGGAAGAGGAGGAGGAGGAAGAGGAAGAAGUAGGUCUCGACGGAGAAAAGGCACCCAAGCGAAGAGGUCCUAAAAAGAAGAAAAUGACCAAAGCCAGACAAGAACGCUUCCGUGCCCGACGCGUCAAGGCCAACGCCAGGGAACGCUCACGCAUGCAUGGGCUGAACGACGCAUUGGACAACUUGAGGCGCGUGAUGCCUUGUUACUCCAAGACCCAGAAGCUCUCCAAAAUCGAGACCCUGCGGCUGGCCCGCAACUACAUCUGGGCACUAUCAGAGGUUCUGGAGAGCGGCCAGUCACCCGAGAGCCUUGGUUUUGUGGAGAUGCUAUGCAAGGGGCUUUCGCAACCUACCAGCAACCUUGUGGCGGGCUGCCUCCAACUUGGACCCUCGUCCAUGCUGAUCAACAAGCUGGAUGAGAAGUGUGGGGUUCCGGGAGUUGGUGGUCCUCAGGGUCACCCCAUCAGCUAUCCUUCACCGGGACUUCCCAGUCCACCCUAUGGCUCGUUGGAGGCCUCACACUUGCUUCAUCUGAAGGGCUUCAAGGGGGCUAGCUACGAAAACUCCUCACCCAACGAAUGUAGCAGCGGCACGCCACCUUACGACGGCCCUCUUACUCCACCACUCAGCAUCAGCGGUAACUUCGCCCUCAAGCAGGAGCCUUCACCGCACGAGGCUGAGAGGAACUUUACCCCUCACCCGACCCACGCCGCCCAUUACAUCUCUUCUCACCCUUACCCUCCUUCCUCCUUGGCUGGUCUUCCAGCUCCUCAGGGUCACCCGCUGUUCCCAGGCUCCCGUUUUGAGCUUCCUUUAGACAUGGCUUUUGAGCCGUUUACCCCUUCACACAUUGUGACAUCACAGAUGAGCAGCAUUUACAGCGAAUAAACAGAAACGACCACCAGAGACACUCAGCAAUUCUGCCUCCCGCUCCUCAGUGUGCCUCAAGGGGCACAGCACAUUUAAGGAGACACUUUGCAUGUAUCCUGUCUGAUCCCUUAAGAGACCAUAGUGGUCACUGAGAGAGAGUAUGUGAAACGCAACCUACCUGUGGCAACCGAAGUACUGAGAAAGAGAUGCAUAUUUUUUUGUUAAUUUAUUCUUGUUUCUGUCAUGAUUGAGUUUGUUACUUCUUUAAAUGUUAUUUUUAAUUGUUCUGGGAUUUGUAUUUUGUAAUCACUCGAUGUUCUUCACCUCAAAUAAGAUGACGACUUUGGUGCACGUGCCAUAAAAGUGCAUCAAAACUGACAAAUAGACAAGAUUUUUAAACGCAUAUAAGAGCCUCAGUAUUUUUCAGCACUGUUCAACCAGAUGCUAUUUUUCCACUUAACAAAACACACAAAACAUAAAUAAAUAAAAAGAAAGAAUGAAGGAAAAGGACAAAUUUAGUACAUUACAUUUGCCAUAACGAAUGCAUUUAUUUAUGACUGUAUUUAAUAUUUAUUUUGAUUUGUCAGCACUGUUUUUAUUGGUUUGUUGGUACACUGCCAGUCACUGCUACCAAUACUCAUAAAGUAUCUAAUUUAUUUAUUGGAAUUCAUUCAGUUUAAUGUAUUUUUUUUGUCAUUCUCCACAAUAUUUGUAAUUUUGCUCAAGCGUUUGUAAAUAUUUACC
This is a messenger RNA of Puntigrus tetrazona (Sumatra barb), 1981 nucleotides long. It is a transcript of the gene neurod4, whose product is annotated as neuronal differentiation 4. The coding region runs from base 206 to 1255 and encodes 349 amino acids. Lineage: Eukaryota; Metazoa; Chordata; Actinopteri; Cypriniformes; Cyprinidae. The transcript is spliced from 2 exons. Gene Ontology annotation, biological process: regulation of DNA-templated transcription; nervous system development. The record is from RefSeq and is a predicted model, not a curated record. Gene Ontology annotation, molecular function: protein dimerization activity.